Choloepus didactylus (southern two-toed sloth) is the source of this 3769-nucleotide messenger RNA. RefSeq names its product complement C7 (gene C7). Gene Ontology annotation, molecular function: protein binding. The coding region runs from base 129 to 2669 and encodes 846 amino acids. Gene Ontology annotation, biological process: immune response. The record is from RefSeq and is a predicted model, not a curated record. NCBI's taxonomy places the organism in Eukaryota, Metazoa, Chordata, Mammalia, Pilosa, Megalonychidae. Gene Ontology annotation, cellular component: membrane attack complex. The transcript is spliced from 18 exons.
AGUUAACCCACACCAGUGAGAGCCAAGGAGGGAGGCAAACUGCUGGGCUCUUCCUGUUGUUGAAAAACACCCUGUGCCUGCAGGGGAAAUUUUCCUCCACUUCCUCUGCCUUGAAUGUUUCCCCAAACAUGAAGGCAUUAAGCUUAUUCAUUUUGGUGGGAUUUAUAGGAGAGUCCCCAGGUUUUUCAAGUGCCUCCUCUCCAGUCAACUGCCAGUGGGAUUCCUAUGCCCCUUGGUCAGAAUGCAAUGGCUGUACCAAGACUCAGACUCGCAGGCGAUCGGUUGCUGUUUAUGGUCAGUAUGGGGGCCAGGCUUGUGUGGGAAGGACUUUCGAAACACAGCCAUGUGAACCUUCACGAGGAUGCCCAACAGAAGAGGGUUGUGGAGAGCGUUUUCGGUGUUUUUCAGGUCAGUGUAUUAGCAGAUCUCUGGUUUGUAAUGGGGAUUCUGACUGUGAAGAAGAUAGUGCUGAUGAAGACAGAUGUGAGAACUCAGAAAGCAGACCUUCCUGUGACAUCGAUAAACCUCCUCCAAAUGUAGAACUUACUGGAAACGGUUACAAUGCACUCACUGGCCAGUUUAGGAACAAAGUCAUCAACACUAAAAGUUUUGGCGGCCAGUGCCGAAAGGUGUUUAGUGGGGAUGGAAGAGACUUCUACAGACUGAGUGGCAAUGUCCUCUCCUAUACAUUUCAGGUAAAAGUAAACAAUGAUUUUAAUUAUGAAUUUUACAACAGUAGCUGGUCUUAUGUAAAACAUACAUAUACAGAACAUACAUCAUCUACUCAGAAAAGGUCCUUUUUUGGUUCUUCAUCAUCCCAUUCUUACGAUCGUACUUCCAAAACCGAAGAACUCCAUAAGGAAAAGAGUUAUCAACUAUUGGUUAUUCAGAACACUGUUGAAGUUGCUCAGUUCAUCAAUAACAACCCAGAAUUUUUACAACUUGCUGAGCCAUUUUGGAAGGAGCUCUCCCAUCUUCCCUCUCUCUAUGACUACAGUGCCUACCGAAGAUUAAUCGAUGAGUAUGGGACUCAUUAUCUGCAAUCUGGAUCCUUAGGAGGAGAGUACAAAGUUCUGUUUUAUCUGGAUUCAGAAAAAAUUAAUCAAAAUGGUUUUGACUCGGCAGCUAGGAAGAAAUGUUCUUCUUCAGCUUUCAAGUUUAUAUUUUCAAGUUCAAAGCACAAAUGCAAGGAAGCAGAACAGGCCUUAAAAGCAGCUUCAGGAACCAAGAACAAUGUGUUGCGAGGGAAUCCAUUUGUCAGAGGGGGAAGUUCAGGACUCGUAGCUGGUCUUAGUUUCUUAGAGCUGGACAAUCCUGCUGGAAACAAAAAACGAUAUUCUGACUGGGCAGAAUCUGUGACUAGUGUUCCCAAUGUCAUAAAACAAAAGCUGACGCCUUUGUAUGAGCUGGUAAAGGAAGUGCCCUGUGCCUCCGUGAAAAGACUAUACCUGAAACGGGCUCUUGAGGAGUAUCUGGAUGAAUUUGACCCCUGCCAUUGCCAGCCUUGUCAAAAUGGUGGCAUGGCCACUGUGGGGGGGACCCAGUGCCAGUGCCAUUGCAAACCAUACACAUUUGGUGUGGCGUGCGAGAAAGGGGUCCUGGUAGGGAACCAGGCAGGAGGGGUCGAUGGAGGUUGGAGUUGCUGGUCUGCUUGGGGUCCCUGUGUUCAAGGAAAGAAAACAAGGAGCCGAGAAUGCAAUAACCCAUCUCCCAGUAGGGGUGGGAAAUCCUGUAUUGGAGAAACGUCAGAAAGCAGGCAAUGCCAAGACGAUGAGCUGGAGCAUUUUCGAUUGCUUGAACCACAUUGUUUUCCUUUGUCUUUGGUUCCAACAGAAUUCUGUCCAUCACCUCCUGCCUUGAAAGAUGGAUUUGUUCAAGUUGGUCAUGCUGAAGGUGCCAAGUUUCCUGUUGGGAAAAACAUAGUAUACACUUGCAAAGAAGGAUAUUCUCUUAUUGGAGACCCUGUUGCCAGAUGUGGAGAAGAUUUACAGUGGAUUCUUGGAGAAAUGCAUUGUCAGAAAACAGCCUGUGUUCUACCUGCACUGACAGAUGGCAUACAGAGUCAACCCCACAAGAGUUUCUAUGCAAUUGGUGAGAAGGUGAUCUUUUCUUGUGCAGAUGGCAUGUUCUUAGAAGGUCCCUCAUCCUUUCUCUGUGGCUCCAGCCUUAAGUGGAGUCCUGAGAUGAAGAAUAUCCAGUGUGUGCAAAAAGAUGUCCCUUUGACACCAGGAGUACCUAAAUGUUGGCCCUGGGAGAAACUUCAGAAUUCAAGAUGUGUCUGUAAAAUGCCCUAUGAAUGUGGAUCCUCCUUGGACGUAUGUGCUCGAGAUGAAAGAAGCAAAAGAAUACUGCCUCUGACAGUCUGUAAGAUGCACGUUCUCGAGUGUCAGGGUAGAAAUUACACCCUAACUGAUAAAGAGAGCUGUACUCUGCCUGCCUCAGCUCAGAAAGCUUGUGGAGCAUGUCCACUCUGGGGAAAAUGUGAUGCCCAGAGUAACAAAUGUGUCUGCCGAGAAGCAUCAGAGUGUGAGGAAGAAGGGUUUAGCGUCUGCGUGGACGUGAACGGCCGGGAGCAGACGAUGACGGAGUGUGAGGCUGGCGCCCUGAGAUGCCGCGGGCAGGGGGUCUCCAUCACCCGCCUAACGCCCUGCGCUGCCGAGACCCAGUAGGCUGCUGGGGGCGCUCCGAAGCCACCUGGCUGUUAUGCAGAUGUUAAAGCAUCUGCAUAACCCUGCUCUUUAGACAGCCUUUCCAGCAUGGACGCACAUACUUUCGCCUUCCACCCCAGUUCUGCUUCUCUCCUUAAUUUGUAGUUAUGUGUGUAAACACAACCUUCUGCUCUCCCAAACCUGGAAACCUGAAUCCAGAUACUUCCCCCCACCCCCAACACCUCUAAUGUCAGUCACGUUGAAGACCUGUCAUGUGUCUUUGCAUGAACUAGCUGUAUGUUUUUGGAAACACUGCAAACUUCUCUAGACCUUAAAUUUUUUAUCUGUAAAUUAGAGGAUUAGCCUAAAGAAAGGCAAAUGUUCCAUUCAGCCUCUAAUUCCACUAAGCAUGACAAAUUCACCCCAUGGGCCAGAAGACAUCUCACAAAUGGAUUACGAAAAAAGGAAGAGCACAAUUGCAUGGUUAGAGAGGUUGCUUCCCCAAAUGAAAGGAAAUACAAAGGACGCCUUGAAUGAAACAAGACAGCUGUAAUUAUCUCAUCACUAGUAGUAAUCUCACAAUUCACCUUAUCGAAUCGAGAACUGCAUGGAGGGAUCCCAGGUCCUAUUCUUGUCAGGAGAUUGAAACACUUAAACGUCAGAGCAGAAUUCAUCCUGCCAUGAUCGUGGAGUUGUCAUCUGCCCUUUUGUCUGAGAACAAGUACAAGUCUUCUCUUUGUGGCUUUCUUUAGCACAUGUCAAAUGCGAGACUUGCAAUUUGCUCUUUUUUUGUUAAAGGAAGCAUCAGGUCAUGCCUUAGCUACUGAGUGAUUGUGUAUUUGAGAGAACAUUUUCUCCCAGUGUGGACAUACUCCUAGAGUUUUCAGGUGGUAUACAGGUAGAUUAAUUUGAAGCAUAGGCCUUCUAUUUAUCCCUUAUUCAUCUUUCAUCAAAACAGAAAAAGCAGCUGUAGGAGGUGAAAUGAGAGUGUUUAAAUGGAACUUAAAUGUGCUUUUAUAUACAAAUAAUAUCUGUGUAUUUUUUGAUACCAAUAAGUACAUUUCAAAAAAACUUCAGUUAAAAAUGACAAUAAUUAAAACAUGGAUUGCCGCAAGACAGUA